Molecule: messenger RNA, 3165 nt
Organism: Puntigrus tetrazona (Sumatra barb)
Lineage: Eukaryota; Metazoa; Chordata; Actinopteri; Cypriniformes; Cyprinidae
Product: ubiquitin carboxyl-terminal hydrolase 16-like
Biological process (GO): protein deubiquitination
Cellular component (GO): nucleus; cytosol
Molecular function (GO): cysteine-type endopeptidase activity; zinc ion binding; cysteine-type deubiquitinase activity
Source: RefSeq, a predicted model, not a curated record
UCAGCAGUGUCGAGCGUCACCCGGAAAUACUCUGAGCUGUUCGUGAACAUGCUUUAUACUGUUACAUUUAGUUCAAUUUCUGUCGCUACAAACUGUUAAUUACUGGCGUUUUAAUGGGUGAAAUUCCCGUUACAGAGUUUUAAAUGAAAUCGGUGGCUUUCUUCUCUAUAAACCAAAAUGGGUAAAAAGAAGGGGAAAGACAGAAGUCCUCGAGCAGACAGCAGCGCCGAGGCAGCAGGGGUUUCCUGCACCCACAUCCGUAAAGGAACAGAGCACAACCUACUGAAGAAAGUCAGCCUGAGUGAGCAGCGGAGCUCGUGUCAAGACUGUGAGCCGGACGAACCUGGCGAAAAACAGAUCUCGGAGGAUGAAGCCGACGGAGAAAGUCCAGCUGUGUGGAUGUGCCUGAAAUGCGGCCACAGAGGCUGUGGGAGAUCGGAGAAUCAGCAUGCGAUUAAACACUACAAGACGCCUCGAUCUGAGCCGCACUGUUUGGUGCUCAGUCUGGACGUCUGGAGCGUCUGGUGUUACGUCUGUGACGAUGAAGUUCAGUACUCCAGCACGGGGCAGCUGGCACAGCUGAUCACAAACAUACGAAAACAAGUGCUGUCGGAUCCUGGCAAGAAGAGCUCCAACAAAAGAAGUACGAAAGAAGAGAGCUUGGAGACGAAUCCCGGAGAGCCAAUGCUGGAUGAGGAGAAGGAGAACAAGGAGGAGAAGAAGAAGAAGAAGAAGAGCGGCUCAAAAGAUGAUGAAAGUCCAAAAACGCAGAAAGCAGCAGCGGCCGCAGGAAACGCCGGGGUCGUGAGCGUCAGGGGUCUCAGUAAUCUGGGCAACACGUGUUUCUUCAACGCAGUCAUGCAGAAUUUAUCACAGACGCGGUUUUUGCGAGAACUUCUGGACCAGAUCGCAGACGAGAAGAGCUCCUUCACCGUCACGCCUGCGCCGUCGUCUGAGCUGGCACCUCUUCAGAUCCAGCUGGAAAGGCCCGGGUCUCUCACGCUGGCUAUGUGUCAGUUACUGAACGAAGUCCAGGAGACCAAAAAAAAUGUUGUGACCCCUAAAGAUCUCUUCACACAAGUAUGUAAAAAAGCUCCACGUUUUAAGGGCUUUCAGCAGCAGGACAGUCAGGAGCUUCUGAGGUACCUUCUGGACGGCAUGAGGGCAGAAGAAGUGAAGAGGGUCAAUUCUGGAAUUCUGGAGGCUUUGAAAAGCUCUGGAAAAAGCUUAGAAGCUGAGCAGAUGAAGAAGGUUAUUAAAGAGUAUGAGAAAAACGGUGCGCCCAAGAACUUUGUGGACCGAGUGUUUGGUGGAGAGAUGAGCAGCACGGUGAUGUGUAAAGAGUGCAGAACUGUGUCUCUGGUGACAGAGAUGUUUCUGGACCUUUCUCUUCCUGUAGCCGACGAGGCCUACAGGAAGAAGAACCAGAAGAAAGCCACCCAGUAUCGCAGCAGCGUCGGUGAAGAUGGAGACGCAGAAAACGCAACGUCUUUGGCCAAUGGGAAUGAAGACAUGCCUACAGGAACUGGAAGCAAGUACCAGCAGAAGAAAGCAAAGAAACAGGCCAAGAAACAAGCCAAGACUCAGAAACGUCAGCAGAAACUGGGCAGUAAAGUCACUUUGGACGCUCUGACCAAUCAGAGCACGGCUAGCAGCGCUGAUCUGCCGGAGGCCUCCAAUCAAAGCCUAUCAAUAAACGGCAGCGUUGAUGCAGAAGCAGACGAAAACAGCCAAGAGAAUACGAGCCCUGAGAAACCUGCAAGCUCUCAAAACGAGGCUGAAGAUGAGGUCGAGCAAGAACCCGCUACUUCUGUCAACAACCGCUUCAACGCCUUAUCUGAAGACCAGGCCUCUGAAGACGUGUCUGUGGAUGGAGAAAAACCACAAGAUGUGAACGCCGUCGAGGAAGAUGAGGGCGCCGAAGAGGAUCGGAUAACAGAAGAACUGAAUACUCUGUCGCUAAAAACAGAAAGUGAGAUGGAGAAUGGAGAUGAGGCCCCAGAAGAUGUGAAGGAAUACACAGUAGUGAACCAGGACCAGCUUGCUUUUAAAUCGCUGGCCAGCAGGACCGCACCAGAGAAGCAGGAGUGUUCAGUGGAGUCCUGUCUCUAUCAGUUCACUGAGGUGGAACAUCUCACAGAGAACAACAGACUGAUGUGUGUCACCUGCACUAAACGCCUUUCUGGAGAGAACGCCUCAGACGGUAAGAAAUCUGUUUACAGAGAUGCUCUGAAGCAGAUGCUGAUCUCCGAUCCUCCAGCGGUGCUCACGCUCCACCUGAAGAGAUUCCAGCAGGUUGGAUACAGUAUUUGUAAGGUGAACAGACACGUGCAGUUCCCUCAGGUCCUGGAUCUCGCUCCGUUCUGCUCUUUGAACUGUAAGGGCGUGAAGGAGGGCGAGAUGCGAGCGCUGUAUAGCCUUUAUGGGAUAGUCGAACACAGCGGCACCAUGCGCUCUGGGCAUUACACGGCCUACGUCAAAUCACGAGCCGCCACGCGCAGCCACGUAGAAAAUGGACUCGAUGCUGCUUGUCACGCUGAGGCCGGUAAAGGAUCGUGGUUUCACGUCAGCGACGGCAGCGUCCAUCCGGUUACAGAGGCCAAAGUGCAGGGUUCCCAAGCCUACCUCCUGUUCUACGAGAAGAUCUCAUAACUCACGCCAGGAACGAUCUUUGAUGCGAAGGGCUGCUGGUGUUUUUCGUCCGACUCGUUUGCUGCUGCUGCUGCUGGGAAACCCUGCUAAAACACACUGCAAACGAAUUGAAAACUUGAAUCAAAGCAUCGUCUUUUUCCUUUUUUCUGUGAUCAGCUGCUGUUCAGGGCAAGGUUUUAAUUCAUCCAGACCAGAUGCAGAACUAACUUGAUCCAUUUUUAAUUGAGUUAAUAAUUUCCAGUGAUUAUUUAAAAGCAAUUCAAUAUUUCUUUUCUUAUCUUUAGGCCGUGGUGGAACAAUUUGAUGAGACUUUGGUGUGGUUGUUUGCCUCAUACAGCGUACUUAAGUAUCUGCUGCCAAGACUGAUAGUCAUUUUGCAUGAAUCUAAUGAAGAAAAGUCAUAUUCCAUCCCAACAUUAAUAUAUAUAAUUCAUUUUCAUUGUUAUAAAGAAGUCUUAUUUUUAUUUAUGUUUAGUAAAUAAUCAUGGACACAUUUUUAAAUAGUACUAUUUA